GAAAGAGAUCCAGGUCUGCUCGACCUCAAGAACGAACUUCGUAUGGUUCUGCGCAGAUACCAAUGCGGCCAUUUAAACAUUUGCAUGACGGUAAUUUUGAAGUAACACGUCGAAGAUUAUGCACGAGAAUUGCUUCCAAUACCGACGAGAUACCAUUCAAGACUGUUGAUUUUAUGGAAUAUCUUGACACAGCUGAUGUGCACCUAAUUCAAAUAACCGCGGCAACAUGGCGGAUAAAAUGUCUGACGGUAGUUAUUAGAAAAUGUUUGCCACGUAUAUGCUCAAUAGCAUACCCGGGUCACUGUUGUAAAGUUGGUCAAGUAUUGUGUCCGGAUCAGUCCGGAUUUCUUCCAUUAUACAUAUCUGCACAACGAGAGCAAAAUCGAUCUAGAAAAUCGAGAAUCGAAGAUAAAAGAAUCGAUUUUCUACAAAAUCGAAUUGGAUCGAACAUCCCUACCAGCAAUCCUAGGCGUGAGGAGGAGACAGUUGGAGGUGUUUUUCUCUGUUAA
Molecule: messenger RNA, 509 nt
Organism: Mycetomoellerius zeteki
Lineage: Eukaryota; Metazoa; Arthropoda; Insecta; Hymenoptera; Formicidae
Exons: 4
Coding region: 63-509 (148 amino acids)
Source: RefSeq, a predicted model, not a curated record